CCUCAACAAUUUUGUGUAUGCUCUUCAAUAAUAAACAAAUCACAGCGCCUCUGGUGGUGUAAUCGCACACUAAGUAAAGAUGGCGUCUGUAGCUUUGACUGCUUUGUCCAUGACCAUUGGCUUCUUUUUCAUAUUCAUGGGCUCUAUUAAGCUAACUCCAGCUUUAAACGCAGAUGUAUACAAGGAGAUGAGAAAAAUGUUCAUAAGGGAGGCGAAAGUGUUCCCGUUUGUCAAUCAGACUGGUUGGAAACCCAAUGCACACACAUAUCGUAAGGCAGUAGGUGUAACUGAGGUGCUCUGUGGCUCAACUUUAGCAAUUAUCCCAGGUCCUAUGAAAGAAGUAGCGAAUCUCAUAUUAUUUUUUGAAAUGCUUGGUGCCGUUUACACUCAUUGGGCUCUUAAAGAAGGACUUGAACGUAUGGCCCCAGCACUUGUGUUUUCUUUGCUGUUACUAUGCCGAUAUAUCAUAUACCUACAAUAUCGGGCAAAACUUGAGGAAGAUGAGAGGAUUGAAAUGUUACAGCAGAGGAUUAAGCUGAAAGAAGCUAGUGAAAAGAAAGAGGAUUGAAUAAGAUACAUGGAUGUCAGUUUAUCCGGAUUUAUGCAAUGGUCUUAGGGAUCAGAGGAUAAGCUCCCAACUUGAAAAAGCCUAUAUGAUAAACCAAACUGGAGCGUUCAUACAUGGGGAUGUUUAACUGUUCAUCAGUCAUGCAUGUGAGGAUAGCCCAAAAAGGAAUAUUCUAGAGUUUUCUUUUUAAUGAAUCAGAUGUAGACUUAUUUUCUGUAAUAUUAUAUGGUACAUAAUUUCCUGUAAGGUAAAAAAGGAAGACUCAGCAAAUGAAAAUCUAAGAAAUUGACAAUACUCUAUAAUUAAAGAUACAUGGAAUGCAGGUUUUCUUUUCAGUCCAACUCAGUGGCAGGCUGGAGAUAAAAAUAACAUUCUUAAUAGACCAGAUGCGAGUAGAAAUAAUCUU
Messenger RNA from Owenia fusiformis, 974 nucleotides. The record is from the annotation of a GenBank genome assembly. Lineage: Eukaryota; Metazoa; Annelida; Polychaeta; Sabellida; Oweniidae.